AAAGAAAUUGAAGUAAUCACUUUGUGCUCUUUAUUCUUAUACUUCGAGUGAUCCUACAAUUCAAGACUUCCCAUCUACGAGGAAAUAAGCUUCUGGGUUUAGUUUGUCUGAGAAAUGCUUCCAUUACAGAAUAGGUUUAGGGUGUUCAUCAAUAACCGAUGGCUUGUGUUCGUGGCUGCAAUGUGGAUUCAGUCUUGCACGGGAAUCGGGUACUUGUUUGGGAGUCUCUCACCGGUGAUAAAGAAUUCUCUGAACUACAACCAGCGGCAGAUUGCCACGUUGGGUGUAGCCAAGGAUCUUGGGGAUAGUGUGGGAUUCCUUGCUGGCAGUUUGUAUGGAGUCUUGCCUAUUUGGGGGGUUCUACUCAUCGGUGUUAUUCAGAAUUUUAUUGGGUAUGGAUGGGUUUGGCUGAUCGUAACCAAGAGAGUGCCAACUAUGCCUUUGUGGGUGAUGUGCAUUCUUAUAUUUGUGGGAACCAAUGGUGAGACCUAUUUCAAUACGGCGGCUCUAGUUUCAUGUGUGCAAAACUUCCCCAAAAGUCGAGGUCCUGUGGUGGGGAUUCUGAAGGGGUUUGCUGGGUUGAGUGGUGCAAUUUUGACUCAGAUAUAUGCCAUGAUCAAUGCCCCUGAUGGUGCAGCAAUGAUCUUCAUGGUUGCUGUUGGGCCAACCAUGGUGGUUAUAACAUUGAUGCUCAUUGUUAGGCCUGUUGGAGGUCACAAACAGGUUCAUCCAUCGGAUGGUUUGAGUUUCACAUUUAUUUACAGUGUGUGCCUCCUUUUGGCUGCUUAUUUGAUGGGGAUCAUGAUCGUUGAAGAUUUGGUCGAUCUGAACAAGACUGUUAUCACCUUAUUCACAAGUAUUUUGUUUAUUCUCCUUUUGCUUCCUAGUGUAAUUCCCAUUCUAUUCAGCUUUUCAUCAGAACAAAAACCCACUGAAGAGAGCCUUCUCUUUGAGCCUCAAAAAGAAGAAUCUAGCAAAUCUGGCCAGGAUGUGAAUGAGGUUAUUUUAAGUGAGGUGGAGGAUGAGAAGUCGAUGGAAGUAGACUUGCUUCCUGCAUCAGAGAGGCAAAAGCGAAUUGCACAGUUGCAAGCAAAACUGUUCCAAGCAGCUGCAAAAGGGGCAGUGAGAGUCAAGAGAAGGAAAGGUCCACGUAGAGGGGAGGAUUUCACAUUGAAGCAGGCAAUGAUAAAGGCAGACUUUUGGCUUAUCUUCUUCUCUCUUCUGUUGGGUGCGGGAUCUGGUUUGACUGUGAUUGAUAAUCUGGGUCAGAUGAGUCAGUCUUUGGGGUAUGACAAUACACAUGUAUUCGUGUCUAUGAUCAGCAUUUGGAAUUUUCUUGGCCGUGUAGGUGGCGGUUACUUCUCUGAAAUUGUUGUGAGGGAUUAUGCAUAUCCAAGGCCAGUGGCCAUGGCUAUAGCUCAAGGCUUCAUGGCAGUUGGGCAUUUCUUCUUUGCUAUGGGAUGGCCUGGUGUGAUGUAUGUUGGUACCCUGCUGAUUGGACUAGGUUAUGGAGCUCAUUGGGCAAUUGUUCCAGCAGCAGCCUCAGAAUUGUUUGGCUUGAAAAAUUUUGCAGCUUUGUACAAUUUCCUCACACUGGCAAAUCCUGCUGGAUCAUUGGUCUUCUCUGGUCUCAUUGCUAGCAGCAUAUAUGAUUACGAAGCGGAGAAGCAAGCUCACAUGCCUCCACCCCAAAAUUCUUAUGGUCUCCUUCAUAAGAUGCUUGACAUAACACUUGGUGAAAAGGCAUUGAAGUGCAAUGGUACCAUAUGCUUCUUCCUUACUUCCCUGAUAAUGUCUGGACUUUGCAUCAUUGCAGUCGUGUUGAGUUUGAUUCUUGUCUAUCGCACCAAGAUUGUCUAUGCAAACCUUUAUGGAAAAUCCCAUACUUAGAGUUGGAAAGAGAGAACUAUGCUAGUUAUGGUUUCUGUUAUGAAAGUGCAAUUUGAUCUGUGUUCCAUAUGUCAGCCUUGUCAUUGCUUAUAUAAGGUUGUAGAGAUUCCUCACCAUGUACCUGCCUUUGUGGAGAUUCCUCACUAUGUACCUGCCUUUGUUUGGAAAGGAAUAUCUGUCGAGGGGAAGAAGCAACUGAUGUGCACAUCAUCCCCAGAAUCUAAAACCAAGGACCGAAAAUGGGGUUCUGCCUGUCUAAUGUAGUCUCGGUGUUUCUUUCGUUAGGCCAAAUUGUGUAAGUGGUGCAAAUCAUACUGUGGUUCUGCUUAGUGACCCGUGAGACCUUUUGGCAUCUAUAGGUCUCAUUCAUUGUGUAUAAUAAGCGAGGAGCUUUUUAUGUCAUUUGAGUAAUUGGAAAUUGGUCCUCAUGGAUCAAAGCGAAUGAAAAUACUCUAUUUCGUUAUU
Messenger RNA from Telopea speciosissima, 2355 nucleotides. RefSeq names its product protein NUCLEAR FUSION DEFECTIVE 4-like. NCBI's taxonomy places the organism in Eukaryota, Viridiplantae, Streptophyta, Magnoliopsida, Proteales, Proteaceae. The transcript is spliced from 4 exons. The record is from RefSeq and is a predicted model, not a curated record. Gene Ontology annotation, cellular component: membrane. The coding region runs from base 115 to 1890 and encodes 591 amino acids.